GCAGAGCCUCAGGUCAAAGAAUGGUCCCUGUGAGGUGUAUGUUGAGCCAAAACAAAAUAAUCAGCGUGGAAACAGACGCUUAGGUAUAUUAAAUAUGUUUAUGUUCUCUACGCAGACCACUGGACUUGUAGGAUUGGCUGUAGCUGAAAACCCUCAUGAGCGCCUGCGAAUACUGUACACAAAAAUCCUUGGUGUCCUGCAAAACAUUCCCAAAGAUGCAGCAUAUAGGAAAUACACUGAGCAGAUUGUAAAUCAGCGAUUUAAUUUGGUGCAAACGGAGACUGAUGUGCAAAAACUACAGGAUAAGCUGAAUAGUGGUCACAUAGAAGAAGUCAUUGUACAGGCUGAAAAUGAGCUUUCUCUGGCAAGAAAAAUGAUACAGUGGAAACCAUGGGAGCCUCUAGUUGAAGAACCUCCUUCUGACCAGUGGAGAUGGCCAAUAUAAUUUUCAAAAUGGUGUAACCUCUUGAAAGUAAAAAAAAAGUUAAUUAUUAAUCUAUUGUUACUGACAGUUGUCUUUAAAUUAAAGAUAAUAACUUCAUAAAAACAUGUUUUGUCC
Messenger RNA from Aptenodytes forsteri (emperor penguin), 559 nucleotides. It is a transcript of the gene NDUFA5, whose product is annotated as NADH:ubiquinone oxidoreductase subunit A5. The transcript has 4 exons. Gene Ontology annotation, biological process: respiratory electron transport chain. The record is from RefSeq and is a predicted model, not a curated record. The coding region runs from base 95 to 445 and encodes 116 amino acids. Lineage: Eukaryota; Metazoa; Chordata; Aves; Sphenisciformes; Spheniscidae.